CUCACAGACCCGCCACACGUAAAUCCCGUUUCGCCCGUUUACACGAGCAGUAGUGUAGGCAGAACAGCCGCUUGGUUUUUCCUCCGGACGGCUAGGGCAUCCCGUGAAGAUACGAUAGGACAGACACAAAGAACAGACAGUGCAGAGGAGGACAGAGGCUUUCUCGCGUACAAACACACAUUAAUUAUACGGAUCUAUCUGCUGUUCUCCUAUUCUCUUCUUGUCAAUACGCACACACCACAACACACCAUGCCACCACGCUGCGUGUACGUGUGCCGAAAGACCAACUGCAUGAAGCUUGCGGGUUUUUGGCUAGAGCAAAGAAGCGACGGUAUAUCGCGAGGCUGAAGCGAUGGCGUGUGUCCUUCCAACAUGGAGGCGCCAAUUCAUCAUCCCGCUGAUCAUCUCAACAGCUAAAGCAUUCUCCCUCCCCAUCGCCCACGCACUGGUGUCAUCAGCCAGAUCCCAACCCAGCCGAAGACAGACAUCUCUGUUGUCCAGCCGGCGGUCCUUCCUCACCUCACUUAGUCCCCUCCUGUUGCCCCUUGCCGCUUUCGGAAAGAAGCCAGCGUACGAUGACGAAGCAAGCGCGUUGGCUGCGGCCGCCUCAUCAAGGCCGGCAAUUCGCUCGUUUCGAGACUCGUUGGAUGACUUACGAAGGAGCAAUUCCAAUCGCUUUGAUGGCCGCGUCAGGUAAGAGGGUCGCCUGGUCUGUCUUAUCUUCACACUCAAUGGCACUGAACGUCCCCCGUCUUUCCCUUGUGGCAGCUGGCAGGAGUACCGUGUCACUUUCGGACGGGCCGUGAAGCCCCUGUCGCUUGCCUUGCCCCAGCUGGCAGGAGUAGACCCUGACAUAGCGGAGGAGCUGACACAAGACGUGCGUACUGAGGGCACACGUCGGCUAUUUCCCUGCUAUGCCACCGUGUGUGUGUUCAGAUCAUGCGUUGCGAUACCGCCCUGUACAACAACAUCUUCGCCAACAGUAGUGGGGGCGGGAUCGGAUAUGACAUCGACACGCCCUUACGAUUUGUGGACCGCAUACUGGUGGGGCUGGAUGACAUAGAGCGCGAGGGUUUCAGGAACAUAGAAUAGUCGAUCAGCACAGGCCGGGUGCGGGCUCCGUAGGUAGGUGGG
Messenger RNA from Vitrella brassicaformis, 1134 nucleotides. The record is from the annotation of a GenBank genome assembly. NCBI's taxonomy places the organism in Eukaryota, Vitrellaceae.